AGGCUCGUCCUGUGGAUCGUCAGGAAUGUUGGUUCCCAGCGGGUGUGUUUGUGAGUGUGUGUGAGUGUGGGUUGUUACGAGUAAUCUGCCCCUCGAUGCUGUCUCUUGCCCUGCCAGGCCUCUCUCUCUGUCUCUAUCUGUCCACGCCACGGUUUUCCUCAACACCCGAUUUUCUUCCCGGAAGUGUUUUUGUCAUUUGAUUUGGUUAUUUGUAGGGGAUACUCGGAAAUUAGGGUUUGAUCAUUUUAUGUGGAUCACGUGAAUCUACGAAGCUUGAAUCGUGUCGCAAAUUCGGAAGGACUCUCGAUUCUUUGGGUUGUGGGUUUGAGGGGUUGGGUUGGCUUAGGGUUCGGUGGGUUGGUUGGUUAUUUGGUUGAGCUGGCUGGUGGUGGGUGAGGAUUUGCUGUUGGGGCAGGUGAGGUUUUGGGCGAAGCAGAAUUUGGAAAGAUUUGGAAGGAGGUGGAGUAUUCUGAGAAGGAAGAGGGAAUUCUCUUUGGGGGUUGGUUUUAACGGGACAUACUGGUGACGUCUUCGCGAUAUUUUAUGAGCUUCUUAAUUGUACUAUGAUUCUCGAUUGCAAUCGAUUGAAAUUUGGGGGAGAAGAGGUUUCUCUCUGAUUAUGGCGUGGCGUCUAUUGAUGCAUGAGGGUAGUCAUGUUUCAAAGCAGUUGGCGACAUCGAAUGCACUGGCAGGCUUGGGGAGCCACUUGAAGUUAUCAUUGUAUCAACUUCGUUUGCAAGCCAUCAGUAUUGAAAAUGAAGGCCGUAGAUUGUUGGGUUGUCAAAGGAGACAAAUGUCUAGCUACACCAGUAAUUAUGCUCGGAGGUUAGAACACGCAGAAGGUGGAAGUAAAUUGGGUUCUGAGGACAAGCAAGUUAGUCUCUUGAAGCAAUUGAAUAAGGUAGACCCGGAAAGUGUCAUUCAAUGGUUUGAGAGUCGUCCUUCUUCACAUCACAGCUCUGCUGCAAUGGCAGAGUACGUGAAGGCUCUGGUGAAGGUUGAUAGGCUCGACGAGAGCGCUCUCCUAAGAACUCUGCAACAAGGAGCAGCAAUCGCUGGCAAUGGAAUGAGAUCUGAAACCAGCAUGAACGUGGCAUCAACUGCAGCUCCUGUUUUAGGUAGUGCAGGUGUGAUGACAAAAGAGGGGUUGUUAGGUACUCCACAAGCUCCUAUCCACAUGGUCACUGCAGAGGGUGGGCUUAAAGUGCAAGCUUGGCGAACAUUACGUACCUUGGCCCUUGGUUUCUUGCUGAUAUCAGGGGUUGGAGCUUUGAUUGAAGAUCGUGGUAUUGGAAAAGGUCUGGGCUUGAAUGAAGAGGUACAGCCAAGCAUGGAGUCAAGUACCAAGUUCAGUGAUGUCAAAGGCGUGGAUGAAGCCAAAGCCGAACUUGAAGAAAUCGUUCACUAUUUACGUGACCCUCAGAGGUUUACAAGUUUGGGUGGUAAGUUACCAAAGGGAGUACUAUUGGUUGGGCCGCCUGGUACGGGGAAGACUAUGCUGGCUAGAGCUAUAGCUGGGGAGGCAGGAGUUCCAUUUUUCUAUUGUAGUGGAAGUGAAUUUGAAGAAAUGUUUGUAGGUGUUGGUGCGCGACGAGUACGGGACCUAUUUUCUGCAGCUAAAAAACGGGCACCGUGCAUUAUAUUCAUGGAUGAGAUAGAUGCAAUUGGAGGAAGCAGAAAUCCCAAAGAUCAGCAAUAUAUGAAGAUGACUUUGAAUCAGCUGCUGGUAGAGUUAGAUGGUUUUAAGCAGAAUGAGGGUAUAAUUGUUGUUGCUGCAACAAAUUUUCCCGAAUCUCUUGACAAAGCAUUGGUACGACCAGGUCGAUUUGAUCGGCAUGUUGUGGUCCCUAAUCCCGAUGUUGAAGGACGUCGCCAAAUCCUGGAAGUGCACAUGAGCAAGGUGCCAAAAUCUGGAGAUGUUGACUUGUCCAUCAUUGCUCGUGGAACCCCUGGAUUUUCUGGCGCCGACUUGGCCAACCUUAUCAAUGUAGCAGCUUUGAAGGCUGCCAUGGACGGGAAGAAGGAUGUAAGCAUGACAGAUUUGGAGUUUGCCAAAGACAAAAUUAUGAUGGGGAGCGAACGUAAGUCUGCAGUCAUAUCUGAGGAGUCUAGGCGACUCACUGCAUAUCAUGAAGGGGGUCAUGCACUUGUUGCCAUAUUCACUGAGAGUGCUUUACCAGUUCACAAGGUCACUAUUGUACCACGAGGAAUGGCGCUUGGUAUGGUCACUCAGCUCCCUGACAAAGAUGAAACUAGUUUCUCACGUAAGCAGAUGCUUGCACGUUUGGAUGUAUGCAUGGGUGGACGCGUUGCAGAGGAACUUGUGUUCGGAGAAGGAGAGGUUACAUCUGGCGCUUCUUCAGAUAUUGUGCGAGCAACCAAACUAGCUCGAGAAAUGGUUACCAAGUAUGGAAUGAGCAAAGCAGUAGGUGUGGUUGCCCACAAUUAUGAGGAUGAUGGUAAAUCAAUGAGCACGGAGACCAGGCUGCUUGUUGAAAGCGAAGUCCGUGAGCUCCUACAGACUGCUUACGAAAAUGCAAAAAGAAUACUUAGUACUCAUCAACGCGAGCUUCAUACUCUAGCCGCUACUCUCUUGGAACGUGAAACUAUGACUGCUGUAGAAAUCAAAACGUUAUUGGCGCAAGUGAAGGAGCAAGCUAAUAGAGCUAAUAUUCCACUCUUUAGUCCUCAGCAAAUUGUACCAACAACCACUGCACAGGUUGCCCAGGCAGCAGCAGCUAAUGCGGCAGCUGCGGUGGCAGCCGCUGCCUCAGCAAAAACGAAAUCUGCCGCUCCUGCUGGGACUUGAUAUUUGAAUUAGUAUUGCAUCGCUGCGUAACUUUGAAACCAAUUUGCCGCUCACCUGCAUAGUUUAUCAGGAUAUAUUGUGUGCUGCAAGGGUCAAGAAUCUCCCUGAACUUCAGGUUCUCUGCACAGUGUGAGACGUCCACUGAUGGUGAUGGCGGCUAAACUCGGCUUGCUUCUCAGCAUGUACGGAAUUUCGUCUAUUUGAUAACUAGGGUGUAAUUAGUUUGACGCUGUACAUGUCUGUUAAGUUCGCAGUUAUUGGUUUUCACAAGACAUAUCAGCCCAACUGGAAGACAACGAAUAAUUGCUGUUAGUCCUAUGUUGAAUAUGGAUCUUGUGUGAGGCGUGGUUAAUUUUUACAUGAUUAUGUACUCUAGAAUACUCAAUUCAACAUUUCUUGUUGGAAUUGUCUGCAGAUCUGUGAAAGAGCACAAGAUUGCUGAAUCAUUUUGUUAUCAAGCA
Molecule: messenger RNA, 3270 nt
Organism: Physcomitrium patens
Lineage: Eukaryota; Viridiplantae; Streptophyta; Bryopsida; Funariales; Funariaceae
Product: ATP-dependent zinc metalloprotease FTSH 5, mitochondrial
Biological process (GO): proteolysis; protein import into chloroplast stroma
Cellular component (GO): chloroplast; membrane
Molecular function (GO): metalloendopeptidase activity; ATP binding; ATP-dependent peptidase activity
Source: RefSeq, a predicted model, not a curated record